Molecule: messenger RNA, 2128 nt
Organism: Ceratosolen solmsi marchali
Lineage: Eukaryota; Metazoa; Arthropoda; Insecta; Hymenoptera; Agaonidae
Exons: 5
Coding region: 340-1986 (548 amino acids)
Biological process (GO): regulation of transcription by RNA polymerase II
Cellular component (GO): nucleus
Source: RefSeq, a predicted model, not a curated record
CCGUCGGUCCCGUGCGGCCUCAACGUAGCUCCGCUUGCGCGGGUGUCCCGUGCGCACGCAGCGUCGCGACGGCCGCACGCGCGCUUUCGCUUCUGUCUCACUUGCACCCCCUCCCCCCGGCGGCUCGAGACAUCGUCGACCGCCGCGCGGGGAUUCAUUCUCCUCGUCGCGGCGCACGUACGUAUAUAUAUGCGGGCGCGCACACUGAGAGGGAGGGAGAGACAGGGAGAGCGGGUUAUGUGUGUGGGAGCGGGCGGGUGCGCGUCGCUCCGGUCGCUCGUCCUUUGGCUCCCAGUGGGACGGAGAGUCGCGGAGGUGCCGCGUUCGCAGCCGUAAGCCAUGGGCCAGGGCACCGAGACCUCGGAGACCUGUGCCGACCGGCCAACCGAGGUUAGCGUUAUUAGAUUCGUCUCGAGGAACCGCACUAUCGAGGAGAUUGCCCCCAAAAAGGAAGUUUAUAUUUGCAAACAACGAGGAUGUGGUAAAAUAUUUACUAAUCAAGAAGAAUAUAAAACUCACGAGGCUCUCGAAGCUCUAAAAAUUAGAUUUAUAUGUAGAGAGCCAGGAUGUGGAGAGGAACUGUCAGAUCCAGGGAGCAUGUGGCGACACUAUCAGGAAUGGCAUAAUAACGAAACAAAUGUAUUUGUAUGUCCGUAUACAAGCUGUAGUUCCAUGCAUGCCACUAGUGAAAUUCUAGAAGAGCAUAUAGAAUCUUCUCAUAGGCAGCUUCCAACUAUAUCAACCGAACCAGAGAUCAUUUACUUUGAAGGUCCCGAUAAUAUAAUUGACGAAGAUAUUACCAGAGUCAGCGACGAUGGUAGUGGCUUUGAUAAUGUUCGAAGUGCGGCUAAAGAUGCUGCCGACAAUGGGGUUGUUAGGAAAAAUGAAUAUUUCUUGAAGAAUGAAACAAUUAGUCUGAAACAAAAUAAAUACAAUAUUAAAGAAGAGAAGCGAAUUGUAAGCGCUAAAGCUCAAAAAAAUGACGACUACACGGUAGAACAAUCAAAACUUCGAGCAGCAUUAAGUUACGAUGAUUAUUCGAAAAAUAAUGGAGCAUUAAAUAGAGUGGGUGCUAAGUUUCCUAAAAAUAAGGACUUGCUCAUAACAAAGGAAAAUUUUCUCGUUAAAUAUGAGGCUAGGUCGCCAAUAUGCAAUAAUGAAAAUGUGCAAAUUGACAACAGUCAAGAGGGAGGAAAUAACACAAUUUUUAUUAAUAGUGAUGUCUCGUUAACAAAAAGUCCAAAUCAAGAGCAUAGGAUAGAAUUAGGUAAUUUAGAAAAAGUUUUCAGAAAUGGCUUUGAAAAAGAUUCGAUAAAAUCGGAAGAAAUCACUAAUGAAAUUAAAACUCAUUGUUCGGACGAUGAAGAAUAUACUCCUAAAAAGCAGCGAAUGUCAAGGUGUAAGCAAGAACCUUAUAAAUGCGAAAUAAACGGUUGUGGUAAGACAUAUAAAUACAUAUCCCAUUAUCGACAUCAUCAAGAUAGUCAUAAAUUAAUAACAAAUCCUAUUACACCUAUCAAUUCUACAAAAAUGCCAAAACCAAAAGUUGGUAAAGCCACCACUGUUAGUUUUUUCAUCUGUAAAAUGCCUGGAUGCGGUGCUCAAUUAAGUAAUGUCACAACCUUGUGGAAGCAUUAUCAAGAAACUCAUGCGAAUGCCAAGCCACCAGCUCCAACAAAAUGUAACGAGAUUUAUCGGUGCAAAAUUACAGGAUGUGAAAUGGAGUUUGCUACAUCAAUGAUGUUAUACAAACAUUUUAGCGAGACACACACUAAGAAUUCCACGAAUAAUAGUAACUCAAAUAUUAAGACUGGAAAUGGGGGUGGAGUAUUGAUUGAACAGAUGUACCAUGAUGAUACCACUGCCCAAAGAGUAAACUUUAAGACUGACUUAAAAACCAAGCACUCGCUUAGUUUGAAUGAAUAUGCCGAUAGUAAAGAUAAGAACAUCCAAUCAUCCAUGAUUAAAGAAGAAUCAGGAGACUGACUCUCAUUAAAUUAGACUUUCACUAACGGUACUUUUUCAUAUGUAUCAGAAUCAGACGCGUUAAAGUAUUUAGCAGAAUUUCUGCUUACCGUUACAAAACAAGCAGCGUAUGUUAAUAUUCAAUAAUAAAAAUUUCUCUAAA